CUCCCUUGUUUGCUUAGUACUUUCUUCGAGCGUGUGUGUGUGCGCGUGCGAGUGUUGCAGAACCCUGAGGCUGGGUUCUGGAAGAGGGCUCUUCAGAUUUCGUGAUCCUCCCCUUCGACACUCUAGUUGCUGCUCUCUCGCUAUGCCACACUGUGUGCUUAUUCGAAAACGUGCCUUUGCGGAGUCAAGGACACACGAUCCCACUGUCUUUUCUCUUCGUUGUCGAGUUGGUCUCAAGCUUUGCGAAGGAACGGGGAGCGGUCUCGGCUGAAUGAUCAGUUGUAGACGAGUUUGUCAUAGUUCAUAGGAACUGGGAGAUCUGGUCUGAGAUUGUCUCCCCAUUCUGCUGUGAGUUGCGGUUGCGUGCUUCUGUGUUUGGGGGUAUGUUUCGUGCUCGCGUACCCGUCGCUUUGUAUUUUGUUUAGAGGCGGGAUUCCGUUGUGCGCUAGUGCGGUGCCAUGGACACGGAAUUCGAGUCUGUCGAUUUAGUACUGAGAGGCACGGAAAACUUUUCCCUCUGGUUGCCCGGAGCUAUUUACCCGGAAUUCGAUCAAGACCACGAAGAGGUCCAUCGAUUCCGCGCAAUAGAGGCCCAAACUGUUCCUCUUUUGCUAGGCGUCGACAUGGAGAUUCCACCUUUUAUAUCAGCCGAACAUUAUAUCGAAUGGAUACAAGGAAAUCUCGACCCUUUCAUGCAGGUGCCUAACAGGACCUUCGCUUAUAAGCUUUUGGUCAAGCUUGCUGAUGAACUGAAUGUCUAUUCACCAGGUCAUGAUUCUCCUCUGGCUCGCACCGUCGAGGAUUCUGUGUGGUUAAGAGAGCUGGCUAGCGAAAUGACUUACAUUUUGGAGAACAAUCGUCGCGAAGUCACUGAUCUCCGCGUGUACGUGAAGACUACAUGGCCAUACUCUCACGCGUUACGAGCAUUAGCCGUAAGGGUCGCGGAGCAGCCCAUUCUAGAUUUUUCUUCCAACAUAUUCAUGAAGGCGGACAUGCCGGUGAACAGAGGCCGUAAAGACUACAUUGAUUGGAUGGAGCGGAUGCGGGCUCCGAUUUGGGAGAUAUUAAGGCCGGGCAGUGUAUUUCGGCUCCCCAAUCCACUAUCCAGGGUGUUGCGGAAGCUGGCCGAAGAUUUGGAAUGUCUUCCUCCGAGGAACGAGCUUCCCCUGAAUCUGAACGACCGGGACAGGUGCUGGGAUCAACUCUUGAACGAUUUGAAGACGACAGAUUCUUCCACCAACCCAGCAAUUCGUUUCGGUGGUGUCUACGUCUCGCAUGCAUCACCAUACCAGGAUUUUCUGAGAAAUUUGGCAGACGAGCUGAGCGCCAAAGAAAUGUGAUCCUAGCAGCACCAUUGAAAUGGCUUUGGAAGACAAUGAGGCCCAAAAUUGCAACUCCUCGUUUAAGGCUUGGUUCUAGACUUUUGUUUCUGUGACGUUCUGUUUUGGCUUUUACAGGUUUGUUUAAAAUAAAACUGAGGUCAGAACUGAGUUCUAGAAUAUACACCGUUUCGUGUGAAAAAAAAAAGGAAAAAAAAGCUCUGUUGUAGAAUUAACAAUGACAUAGAAGAGUUAUAGAAAUGUCAUUGGGUGUGGGGUAGUGUAUACGAGAUCUGCUAGAGUUCUCUGCUUGAUGUAUUCCAGUAUGGGGGAGUGUGAUCUCUUGUCAGGAGGAGGAAAGGAAAGGAAAGGGAAAAGGAAACAUAUGUGGAAUAGUUUUGACGAGGUAAGUUACGUGCUUGUGUUACUGUUGUUGAUUGUUGAGAGAGGUAUAGUCAUGGUAUCUUCAACUAUGUAACUUCUGUUUUAUAUGUUAUGUUUUUUUGGGUUUGUGUAAUAAAGAAGUAUUAUUAUUGUUGUGGUACAA
Molecule: messenger RNA, 1866 nt
Organism: Physcomitrium patens
Lineage: Eukaryota; Viridiplantae; Streptophyta; Bryopsida; Funariales; Funariaceae
Source: RefSeq, a predicted model, not a curated record